CUGGGCACUUAUUUUUUUUUUCCUGGAGACCGGAACGUGCUGGAAAAAAGUAGUCCAUUCUCGGCGUUUCUGCGGAAGGAUCUCCUCGGGGCGGUUUACCGAAGAAGGCUAUAUAAGGAAGCGCCGGGUGUGGCGCAGCGAGUUCCGCCGAGGCCGGGAGUUGAGUUGCUGUUUCUCAGUGUCAGCUGCUGACAUCGCUACUUGACAAUGCAGAUCUUUGUGAAGACCCUGACCGGCAAGACCAUCACCCUCGAGGUUGAGCCCAGCGACACCAUUGAGAAUGUCAAGGCAAAGAUCCAAGACAAAGAAGGCAUCCCCCCUGACCAGCAGAGGCUGAUCUUUGCCGGGAAGCAGCUGGAAGAUGGGCGCACCCUGUCUGACUACAACAUCCAGAAAGAGUCCACCCUGCACCUGGUGCUUCGUCUCAGAGGUGGAAUGCAGAUCUUUGUGAAGACGCUGACCGGUAAGACCAUCACCCUUGAGGUUGAGCCCAGUGAUACCAUUGAGAAUGUCAAGGCAAAGAUCCAAGACAAGGAAGGUAUCCCUCCUGACCAGCAGAGGCUGAUCUUUGCCGGGAAGCAGCUGGAAGAUGGGCGUACCCUGUCUGACUACAACAUCCAGAAGGAGUCCACCCUGCACCUGGUGCUUCGUCUCAGAGGUGGGAUGCAGAUCUUUGUGAAGACCCUGACUGGCAAGACCAUCACUCUCGAGGUUGAGCCCAGUGACACCAUUGAGAAUGUCAAGGCAAAGAUCCAAGAUAAAGAAGGCAUCCCUCCUGACCAGCAGAGGCUGAUCUUUGCCGGGAAGCAGCUGGAAGAUGGGCGCACCCUGUCUGACUACAACAUCCAGAAAGAGUCCACCCUGCACCUGGUGCUUCGUCUCAGAGGUGGGAUGCAGAUCUUCGUGAAGACGCUGACCGGCAAGACCAUCACCCUUGAGGUCGAGCCCAGUGACACCAUUGAGAAUGUCAAGGCAAAGAUCCAAGAUAAAGAAGGUAUCCCUCCUGACCAGCAGAGGCUGAUCUUUGCUGGGAAGCAACUGGAAGAUGGGCGCACCCUGUCUGACUACAACAUCCAGAAAGAGUCCACCCUGCACCUGGUGCUUCGUCUCAGAGGUGGAAUGCAGAUCUUCGUGAAGACCCUGACCGGCAAGACCAUCACCCUCGAGGUCGAGCCCAGUGAUACCAUUGAGAAUGUCAAGGCAAAGAUCCAAGACAAGGAAGGUAUCCCUCCUGACCAGCAGAGGCUGAUCUUUGCCGGGAAGCAGCUGGAAGAUGGGCGCACCCUGUCUGACUACAACAUCCAGAAAGAGUCCACCCUGCACCUGGUGCUUCGUCUCAGAGGUGGGAUGCAGAUCUUCGUGAAGACCCUGACCGGCAAGACCAUCACCCUCGAGGUUGAGCCCAGUGAUACCAUUGAGAAUGUCAAGGCAAAGAUCCAAGACAAGGAAGGUAUCCCUCCUGACCAGCAGAGGCUGAUCUUUGCUGGGAAGCAGCUGGAAGAUGGGCGCACCCUGUCUGACUAUAACAUCCAGAAAGAAUCCACCCUGCACCUGGUGCUUCGUCUCAGAGGUGGGAUGCAGAUCUUCGUGAAGACGCUGACCGGUAAGACCAUCACCCUUGAGGUCGAGCCCAGUGAUACCAUUGAGAAUGUCAAGGCAAAGAUCCAAGACAAGGAAGGUAUCCCUCCUGACCAGCAGAGGCUGAUCUUUGCCGGGAAGCAGCUGGAAGAUGGGCGUACCCUGUCUGACUACAACAUCCAGAAAGAGUCCACCCUGCACUUGGUCCUGCGCUUGAGGGGAGGUGUCUAAGUUUCCCAUUCUAAGCUUUCAACAAAUUUCAUUGCACUUUUCUUUCAAUAAAGUUGUUGCAUUCCCAAA
Molecule: messenger RNA, 1878 nt
Organism: Nycticebus coucang (slow loris)
Lineage: Eukaryota; Metazoa; Chordata; Mammalia; Primates; Lorisidae
Gene: UBC
Product: ubiquitin C
Exons: 2
Coding region: 208-1809 (533 amino acids)
Biological process (GO): protein ubiquitination; modification-dependent protein catabolic process
Cellular component (GO): nucleus; cytoplasm
Molecular function (GO): ubiquitin protein ligase binding; protein tag activity
Source: RefSeq, a predicted model, not a curated record